CUACUAUUCUAAGCAACCGGGGCCUUGUUGAUCAGCCAGGACUGCAACGCUUGCAGCAUAAACGGGGUCACAUUGUCCAUUGCCCUCCGAGUAGUAUAUUUGACACUUGCCCAGACGACCACUUGGAUACGAAUCGCACAUAUUUCUCGACCGUUCUUACCCGGAUCUACAAUUUAUGCUUGACUAAAAAUAAUCAAGGGUACUUUAGUCAGUUGGAGCGUGUUCGCUGAUCGACAUCUCCAUCAGAUAUAUAAGGUAAGAGCGAUGCUCUGUUGAAGACUUCCUUCUCAUUCAAACAUCUCUCCAUCUACAAGACCCACGAUAAACCAUCUUGACGCAAGACACAAAAGAACAUCAAUCAUCGAACAACAGUUCAAAGCCACAAUGAAGUUCACAAACACCAUCGCCCUCCUGGCCUCUGCUUCUUCAGCCAUAGCAGCACCCCUCGAAGCCCGCCACAACCCAGCCAAACCCUUCGAACUCGACAUCUCCUUCAGCAACUCCCCCCUCAACGGACCCAUCCAAGCCUCCAACGGCUCCUUCUGGAUCGGCAAAAAAGCCUCAACCUCAUGCCCCUCCAACAUUUCCCCCUGCCCUCCCGGCACCAACACAUCCUUCACCUCCUCCGGCGACGGCAAACUCUUCCUCAAUGCCGAAGUGCCAGGUGGACAGCAAGUGUACAUCCGACCCGAUGGACUCCUAACCUACACCAUCCCUCACUCCGCCGCCAUGCCCGCCGGUUCUCAAAUCAGUGGGUUUGAAAUCUCGCCGUUGAAUCAGGUUGGCAAGUUUUAUGAUUAUUGGUUGUGCAGUGAGGAUGCUACGGAUAAGGCUUAUCGUAUUUGGUUGGAGUAUAGAGAUGAGAAUGGAGCGGUCAAGCAGAAUGGCUUUACGGGGAAAAAUGCAUGUACGAUGGUCAGUUUGUUGGCUAAGGAUGUCAAGGAGGGGUUUGCUGCUUGGGAGUAUAACUAGUGUUGGAUGAGGAAGAAGAAUUAUGAUAAUGAUGGGCUCUUACGGGUUAUCUGUUCUUGUAGCAUGAGUGGUCGCAUAGCAUGUUCAGAUGAUAAUUGAAUCUCACAAUGCGAUCCGGAUAAGCACCAAAUCAAAUAUCACCCUUC
Aureobasidium pullulans EXF-150 is the source of this 1118-nucleotide messenger RNA. RefSeq lists its product as uncharacterized. The record is from RefSeq and is a predicted model, not a curated record. The transcript has a single exon. Lineage: Eukaryota; Fungi; Ascomycota; Dothideomycetes; Dothideales; Saccotheciaceae. Bases 385 to 972 code for a protein of 195 amino acids.